UGUCUGUCCGGUGGGCGCCAUAUUGGAGCAGCAACUAUUGUUAUAAAUUGAGACGGGGCUGCUGCUGGCUGAGUUUACAUGUUUUUUGCGCGUUUGUUCUGAAAAUAUUUGGAUAUUUCUACGCAAGGUCAUGAGAGAGAUGUCAGCGUAAGUGUUCCGUGCCUCACAAUGAUGUUAUGUUGGACUGGCAACAGUACGCUUGGCGGGCAGCAGCCUCGGAAACAUUAUGGCAUCACAUCUUCAAUCAGCCUGGCAUUUCCCAGAGAGAUAGACAAUAUCUACACUCAGAAGCUCACUGAGGCUAUGAAACCAUUUGGAGUGUUUGAAGGUGAAGAUGAGCUCAAUCACAGGCUUGCAGUGCUUGGGAAGCUAAAUUCCUUUGUGAAGGAAUGGAUUUCUGAAAUCAGUGAAUCAAAGAAUCUUCCACCGUCAGCAGUAGCGAAUGUUGGUGGCAAAAUUUUUACGUUUGGGUCCUAUAGGUUGGGAGUGCACACAAAAGGUGCUGAUAUAGAUGCUUUGUGUGUUGCCCCACGUCAUGUUGAAAGAACUGACUUUUUUUCAUCCUUCUUUGAAAAACUAAAACGGCAUGAUGAGAUUAAGGACCUGCGCGCUGUGGAAGAUGCAUUUGUACCAGUGAUCAAAUUCAAGUUUGAUGGCAUUGAGAUUGAUCUGCUGUUUGCUAGACUAGCUCUACAGUCCAUUCCUGAUAACCUGGACCUGAGAGGAGACUCUCUCCUCAGAAACUUGGACAUCAGAUGUAUUCGCAGUCUUAAUGGUUGCCGUGUUACAGAUGAGAUCCUAUAUUUGGUGCCUAAUAAAGAGAAUUUCAGAUUAACAUUAAGAGCGAUUAAACUGUGGGCCAAACGCCGUGGAAUCUAUUCCAACAUGCUAGGCUUUCUCGGUGGAGUUUCCUGGGCUAUGCUGGUGGCCAGAACAUGUCAGCUUUACCCAAAUGCUGUUGCCGCCACACUUGUGCAUAAGUUCUUUUUGGUCUUCUCUAAAUGGGAAUGGCCAAACCCUGUGCUUUUAAAACAACCCGAAGACAGCAAUUUGAAUCUGCCGGUCUGGGAUCCACGGGUGAAUCCAUCAGACAGGUAUCACCUAAUGCCAAUUAUCACUCCUGCAUAUCCACAACAGAAUUCCACCUACAAUGUGUCCACUUCCACACGCACCAUUAUGAAUGAGGAGUUCAAGAAUGGACUUACUGUUACAGAUGAAAUUCUUCAGGGUAAAGCUGACUGGUCCAAGCUGUUUGAACCUCCCAACUUUUUCCAACAGUAUAGGCAUUAUAUUGUCCUCACUGCCAGUGCAUCCACUGAGGAAAACCAUUUAGAGUGGAUUGGACUGGUUGAAUCAAAGAUAAGAGUGUUGGUUGGUAACUUGGAGCGCAAUGAGUACAUCACUCUUGCCCAUGUCAACCCACAGUCUUUUCCUGGGUCAAAAGAGAACCGCAAUGAGAAUGAUUUUGUUUCCAUGUGGUUUAUUGGAAUCAGCUUUAAAAAACUGGACAAUUCUGACUGUGUGAAUAUUGACUUGACUUACGACAUUCAGUCUUUCACAGAUACUGUUUAUAGGCAGGCCAGCAACAUCAACAUGCUGAAGGAUGGCAUGACUAUUGAGGCCACACAUGUGAAGAAGAAACAGCUGCAUCACUACCUGCCUCCUGAGCUGGUGCAGAGGAAAAAGAAGAGUUUGGGAGAUAUAAACCGGAGCUCAAAUGGGGGUGGGUCAAAGCGCUGCUCUCUGGAUAGCAGUCAGCUGGACAGCUCCAGGGACACAGACAUCGGCACACCAUUCAGCUCUCCUACACCCAUCAGCAAACCAUGCCAGCCAGCCUCCACACCUGAAGACAACUGUAGUAGCCCACCCCAGCCUCCAGUUCUUGAGUUUAUGGACAGCCCACCAGCAUCAGAACUGUCUCAACCAGAACAAGGAAUGUCCAUUCCAGUCAUCGGCUCCAAGCCCAUCACCACUCCAGUUGCCAAGCCCCCAACACCUCCAGCUGGCAACACUAUUCCUACAGUGGUGGGUCGCAGUGUAAUACCACGCCUUGCCGCUUCCUCCCCUGAACUGGCCAACAGUCUAAAUGGAGCGCCAAAGAGACCUCACUCUCCAUCUCUAGAGGAUCCACCCAAGAGGCACAAAGACACAGAGGUGUUCUCUGAUGACUCUGAGUUUAAAGAGCCGUUUCCUCCCUCUAGCAAUGGCUUGGAUGGUGAAGAGGGACAAACAGUGGAGACUCUUGCAGCAACCAAAGCUAUGCCAAUACCAACAAUUGAUACAUCAAGAUCACAGAGACUACCCAGCAAUGAGCUUCCAGAUGCAUCUUCUCCAAUCCCCACAAGCAACCUCCGUGUGAUUAAAAACUCAAUCAGACUCACUCUUAACCGAUAACAUUGAGCUUGUCUACAGGUAACUUGAGUUGUUACUGUUGCUGCCACUCUUUGCUUUGCCCUUUAAUCUGUUUUUCCCCUCUUCUUGAACAUCUGUCCACACAGGUUGUCCCUUAAAGAGUGGAACCCCACUUGUAACAGCAGUGCUGCUUUUAAACUGCUACUGAUAUUUGGCCGGUCUUCCUGCUUGUUACAGAAUUAGUGUAAAGUAUUGAUUUUUUUUUUUCAGGUUUUUUUUUCUUCUUCUUUUUUUACUGUCAUAAUGCUUGCUUCAACAUCUCUUUGAGCUUUUGAAACCGCUUGUACAGUAGAUGUAGUUUGUAUAUAUCUUUAAAACCAUUGUUAGUCUUUCUAUGCCACCUUAAUGUAGUUUUUAUUAACAAAAAAAGAGAAAAAAAAUUGUCCUGUUUGUCACUGUAAAUGAGAUUCGUCGUCGUUUGUCUAAAGGGUUUUCCUUGCCGUCUUUUUGUAAUCGCUGUGUUGGUUCUGGUACAGUUUCUGGGAGGACCUUUUGUGUGGGGUGUGAAUGCGUGUGUGAGUGUGUAGAUGGACCAGCGUUAGUAACACAAAACCAUGACUCAUCACCUAGCAUAAACUCUGCUGCCACUUCAUAGUUUUGUUAUCCGCUCUGUACAGAAGAGCAAAGUUGGAUCUGAAGUUUGGGUUUGUUGGGCCAAUAUUUUCAAGGCAGGUUUGGUUUUACAGUGAGGUUGCAAUUUAUUUGUGGGUCAGUGUUGGUUUUUGCGAGUGCAUGUGCAUGAUUGUAAUUCCCUUCAUCUAGGGCAUCAUCCCUGCGCCUCCCAUGGAGGUCUGAAUGACAGAGUCUCCCGAACUUCAAGAACAGAGACUAAAUGAGAUUUCUGUCCUCUUUCCAUCACCCCCCCCCCCCCCCUUAUUUGUUUUGGCCGCUCCCUCCCCCCCUUUCAUUUCCACAACUAACUGUCUUGCCCUGUUGGGGUGUACAGACAAAACAAACUUCUUAUUCUUUUUGGGGUUUCUUAACAUUUUAUUUAUUUGUACCAUUAUCAUUUUUAUAUCGCAGGUAUUGCAGUUGAACUUGUUCUUCUAGAAAUUAAUUUCAUUGCUCAGUUCCAAUCUACCUGUUACCUUUAGGACAAUUUCCAAAAAAUAUAUAUCUACUUGUCAUAUUCUUUUUGUAGGGCAAAAGUUGUAUUUGAAAGGGUAUUUUUGUAUGUAAUGUAAACUGCCUUCUUUACAUUAAGAACAUAAAAAUUCACAAAACCCCAAA
Molecule: messenger RNA, 3642 nt
Organism: Danio aesculapii
Lineage: Eukaryota; Metazoa; Chordata; Actinopteri; Cypriniformes; Danionidae
Gene: papolg
Product: poly(A) polymerase gamma
Exons: 22
Coding region: 169-2394 (741 amino acids)
Cellular component (GO): nucleus
Molecular function (GO): poly(A) RNA polymerase activity; RNA binding
Source: RefSeq, a predicted model, not a curated record